AUGAGAUUCUCUACCGUUACCGCCUGCCUGACUGCCUGCUUGGCACCGGCGGCGGCCUUCAGCGUUCUCAAUGGCAAGACUUCCGAUGUCACCAUCAGCGACGACUUGAAGAUUCCUGGCGACUCUCCUCUUGAGCUUUGCCCUGGAGACCACUCUGCCGACCUUAUCAAGAUUGAUAGCGUUGACUUGGCUCCCAACCCUCCCAAGGCUGGCCAGGAACUCUUGAUCAAGGCCAAGGGAUCGGUCAAGCAGAAGAUUGAGGAAGGCGCCUAUGUUCUUCUAACUGUCAAGUACGGUCUGAUCCGUCUUAUUAGCACCAAGGCCGACCUCUGCGAGCAAAUCGGCAAUGUUGAUCUCAAAUGUCCUGUUGAGGCUGGUAUAGUCGAGGUCACCAAGAGUGUUGACCUUCCUGCUGAGAUUCCUCCUGGCAAGUACACUGUGUUGGCCGAUGUCUUCACUGUCGACGACGUUCAGAUAACUUGCUUGACUGCGACUGUCGCCUUCUCCCGAAGCAGCAGGAGCUUCUUCGGAAGCGACCUGUAA
Fusarium sp. VM40 is the source of this 543-nucleotide messenger RNA. Lineage: Eukaryota; Fungi; Ascomycota; Sordariomycetes; Hypocreales; Nectriaceae. The record is from the annotation of a GenBank genome assembly.